GGCGGGAGUUCAGGAGCCCCCUCCCCUGGAGGCGAUCCGGGCCCCCGCCCCGCCAGGAACCCAGGAAGGGCCCCAGGUAUUGUUCUCCCCACUCUCCAGCCUGGGGUCGGGAGUUCAGGAGGCUCUUCCUCAAAAGGGGCAUCCAGGGGUUCCCUCUGACCCCCAGGAUCCCAGGUCUUGUUCCCCUCACUAUCCAGUCUUGGAGUCUAGAGUCAUGGAAGCCCCUUACCCAUGAGGUGAUCCAGGCAUCCACCUUCCCCCCAGAAAUUCAGGAAGGACCCCAGUUAUUUCUCCUCCUGGCUUCCAGCUCAGAGAUGGAAAUUCAGGAGCCAAUUUAAGGGACCCUCUGUCCCCCAACCCCUGGGAAAUCCAGUAGGGGAGCCAACAUCACCCCACCACCCUUCAAAGUGGGAUCUGGGUUGAGGAGGUGAUCUAGGAACUCAGCCCUCUCUGUUUGCAUCCCCCUACCCGGCUCUGGGGUUGUGGCUCAGGAUGUCCCCCUCCCCAGAAGGAAAGCCAGAAGUCCCCCUGCCUCCCAGGAACAGAUCUGUUGUUUGCCCCCCAACCCCCUGCCAGUGUCUAGCCAGGGGGUGAGUAGCUCUAGACAUCACCCCACUACAGGGAAUUCUCCGCCUGCUCCCCAGAAGGGAUCCCAGCUAUUGUUUGUCCAUCCCCCUCCCUACCACCAGCCAUGGAGCUGGAAUUCAGGAUCUAGAAUUCUCCCACAAAGGUACCAAAGUCUCCUGACACCCAUCCCCAUCUACCUCAGCCAUGGGGUCAAUCAUCCAGGAAUACUCUCUUCCUAGGAGAUGGCCCAGGUGUCCCCCCAGUAACCCAAGAGAAGCCAGAGGUACUUUUUGCCGACCUUCCAGUUCGGAGUCAGAAUUCAGACUCUUCUAUCUAAUUGGGCAAACAUGUAUAUGGACACCUGUCCUUACCCUCCUGGCUAAUGAGUCCAUGGGUCUCCCUGCUUCCUCCAGAGGUCCCACGUAUUACAUCAUCAUCCUCACUCUAGUUGUAGAACUCAGCGGUCAGCGUCUUCCAUCUAAGACAGAACCCAGGUGUUUGGACACUUAGUCCUAUCGCAGAACUGUGAGGCUCGGGAUUCAGGUUGUCUCCUCCCUGGGAAGCGAGCCAAGGUCUCCCUCCCUCCCCCAGUCACCCAGGAGGAGGACCAGAUGUUGUUUGCCCCCUCCCCCCCAGAUCGAGGCUUCAGAGGUCAGGAUGUUUCCACUCUAGGAAGUGAGCCAGAGGUCACCCUCCCUACCAGGGACCCCCAAAUAUGUCACCCUCAACCAUGGGAUUCAGGCCAUGUACUUAGUGACAAGCACAGGAUCCCAGAUACCCACGCUCUUCCCAUGAAAGGGCCAUGGUCCAGGGGACAGGCAUCCAGGACUCUCUCUCCUCCACAGGACCCAAGCUUCCCAGGAGAGGAGGAACCCAGGAUGGAGAGAGGGGCAGAGCCAUGGAGCUGGACCCUGCUCCCGAAGCGGCUGGCACUUCCACACCAGGGAUGCGGCGCUCCGUCCUGGUCAGGAACCCAGGCCACAAAGGACUGAGGCCCUCUUACGAAGAGCUUGACUCCGACUCAGAAGACCUAGACCCCAACCCAGAAGAGCUAGACCCAGUUUCUGAAAAGCCAGAGCCUGACCCGGAAGACCUCAACACUGUCUCUGAAGAUGUGGACCCCAGCUAUGAAGAUCUGGAGCCUGUCUCCGAGGAUCUGGACCCGGAUGUGGAAGCUCCGAGCUCCAUCUCGGGGACCCGUGACUUGGAUCCCCAAGAUCUUGACCCCAUGUCUUCAAGUUUUGACGACCCAGACGUCAUCGGCCUUCCCCUGGUUCUUGACCCUGACAGCGACACCCUCAGUCCGGCUGCUGCUCCAGACCUGGAUCCCCUCUCGUCCGACCUCACUGCCACCCCCGAGGUCCUGGCCACCAGCCCAGCGGUGCUCCCCGCACCUGCCAGCCCUCCCCGGCCCUUCUCCUGCCCCGAUUGCGGGCGAGCCUUCCGCCGCAGCUCGGCGCUGCUACAGCACCAGCGCACGCACACGGCUGAGCGCCCGUACCGCUGUCCCCACUGCGGCAAGGCCUUCGGCCAGAGCUCCAACCUGCAGCACCACCUGCGCAUCCACACGGGCGAGCGGCCCUACGCCUGUCCCCAUUGCUCCAAGGCCUUUGGGCAGAGCUCGGCGCUCCUGCAGCAUCUGCAUGUGCAUUCGGGCGAGCGCCCCUACCGCUGCCAGCUCUGCGGCAAGGCGUUCGGCCAAGCCUCCAGCCUCACCAAGCACAAGCGGGUGCAUGAGGGCGCGGCCGCUGCCGCGGCUGCAGCUGCGGCUGCUGCCGCCGGCCUGGGCCUCAGCCCUGCUUCCAUGUUGAGGCCGGGGCAGGUCUCCCUCCUGGGUCCUGAUGCAGUCUCUGUGCUUGGCUCUGGCCUGAGCCUCAGCCCGGGCCCCAGCUCUGGCCUUGGCCCUGACCCUGGCUCUGUACUGGGCUCCCUCCCCAAUCCCAACCCCCAAACCAUCCCUGGCUCUAGAUCUACCCCCACCCCUGAUUCUGUCAAAUCUUCUGACCCUGAGCCUGGGCACGAAACCAAUUCUGACCUUGCGGCCAGCCCUGACCACGGAUCUGGUCCCAGCCCCGACCCGGAUACUGUGCCCAGCCCUGACCCCAACUCUGAGUCCCACCCUGAGCCUGGCUCUCCCACCCGUGACACCGUCAGCCCAGUCCUCCCUACUGGCGAUAGUCCCAAGUGGGUGCAGGAGCAAGGGGCACUGCUGGGACCGGAUGGCUGACGGGCAGGCUGGCACCCACAGGGGCCUGGGAAACUUGUGUGUUGUGCAGUUAGUAAAAUCCUCCCACUGCCUCCUGG
Molecule: messenger RNA, 2871 nt
Organism: Vicugna pacos (alpaca)
Lineage: Eukaryota; Metazoa; Chordata; Mammalia; Artiodactyla; Camelidae
Source: RefSeq, a predicted model, not a curated record